CAGUGUAAGGUUGAUUGGCCUGCGUCCAUCUGUUCACCAGGUCAUGUGGUUUCGUCCCGUAUUUUUUUUUUUUUAAUAUAUAUUAACAAAACUUGACCGUGUCUUUGUUUGUUUUUUACUCAUUUAAUUGCGACACUGUAACCUUACUGACAAAAUGACGGACUGGAAGACGCAGAUAAGUUACAACUACAACCCUUCUUACCAUGCGUAUGCGUACGGCCUGGUGUACCAGCCCGGGUCCGAGCAGAACCACGGGAACCACCUGAGCUGCUGGAGCGAGGCCGGUGUCACGGACCUGAGCAACUACAACCCCGGGGUCACGCAGGCCUACUACGCCAAUACCGCCAGAGUCCGGGAGGAGUCUCCACCCGGCAGCCCGGAGCAGCACGCCGUGAGCGGCCAUCACCCCCACCACCACUACCCGGGUUCAGGUGUCGUUUACCUGGGUGACACACAAACAGGUCGCCUGCUCCUGUCCAGACCUCACCGAGCUGCUGCCUACGACUCCCGGGAGAAUGAGGUCGAGAGAGUCCGCAGUGACUCAACCAGUGACUCUGAGGCGCACACAUCACCAGAUUCAUGGAGUUCCAGCAGUAGCAACGGCAGAGAGGAUGGUCUGCCUCGGACAGAUCCUGCUACCUGGGCAAAGAAAGAGCGGGACAGUGAUGUGAUCAACAGCCGGAGUCCCAUAGCCACCAAGGACGCCUCCAGCCCUCUCCUAGAGGAGCCACAGAACUUUGCCAUAUUAGGCAGUCGGGUCGCAAACAAUGUCACCUCUGUGCAGCAGUCACCUGUAACUGCCCCCAAUAAGCCAAGCACUACUGCUGUGAGUAAUCCCAAAAUAAAGGUGCGUGCAGCCUUUUCCGAGAGUCAGAUGAACACUCUCAUCCAGCGCUUCAGUGUUCAAAGGUACCUCACCCCGGCUGAGAUGAAGAACGUGGGGGAACUGACGGGACUGACCUACAAACAGGUGAAGACAUGGUUUCAAAACAGGAGGAUGAAGCUGAGGAGGCACCAGAAAGACACCAGCUGGGUGUCCGAGCGCUACACCGCUAAAGACGGCUCCGCCCCUGGAGCUGUAUACGCCAACCUCCCCCCACAUAUCCCACCUUAUCGAGGAGAGGCCCCGGCCCAGUUCAAAGAGCACUACAACCAGCACAUGAUGGAGGCGGCCUAUAAGAAGACCGCCCCACAGAACCUGGCCUUCUAUCUGGCCAUGAACAACGCCGCCAGCUCUGCUGGCUACGCCUCCUGGCCCACCGCCUCAUCCCAGACCGCAGUGCACGGCAGGCCGCAGGCAGCCGGCUGGCCCAUGCCCCCGAGCGCCAGCCAUUACGAAUACAACCCCAAUGCAUUCAACGCGUCCACUGUAAAUAACAGCGGACUUGAUACCAGCUUAACCAAAGACGAGGAGCCUGUUAACAGUUGAACGCCGCCACAGCACACAUCGCCUGCCUCUGACUCAAUGUUUGAGUUGUGCACAUGAGCUUUUCUCUACACGUUACCUGCCGAGUCCCGGUCCCCCUCUGAAUUACUUACCAGUAUUUUAUCAAUUGACUGAGGUGGGUUUUAACCAGCUGUGUGUACAUACACCCUGUUCAUAUUCCAUUUCAAAUGUAUUCUACAUUUUUAUCUUGAAGUUCUAUUUUUAUAUGCAACUAUUUAAUGUGUUGGUGUAUUCUGUGGACAAGGUGAUCCAGACUUUGUAUUAUACUCCUUGUGUUUUUUGGAGCUGUUUUAGGGGAGAAGUCUUGACACAUUUUUGGGGUUUUUUUCCUUGAUAAAUACAAGUUCAAUUUGA
Solea solea (common sole) is the source of this 1801-nucleotide messenger RNA. It is a transcript of the gene nanog, whose product is annotated as nanog homeobox. NCBI's taxonomy places the organism in Eukaryota, Metazoa, Chordata, Actinopteri, Pleuronectiformes, Soleidae. Gene Ontology annotation, molecular function: DNA-binding transcription factor activity, RNA polymerase II-specific; RNA polymerase II cis-regulatory region sequence-specific DNA binding. The coding region runs from base 155 to 1429 and encodes 424 amino acids. The transcript is spliced from 4 exons. Gene Ontology annotation, biological process: regulation of transcription by RNA polymerase II; cell differentiation. Gene Ontology annotation, cellular component: nucleus. The record is from RefSeq and is a predicted model, not a curated record.